AUGUCAUUCGCAUUGAAAAGGACACGGACGGUGGAGUAUGACCCUAGAGAUAUUGGGGAGUCUCGGAGACUGGUCAGAGGUGAGGAUGAGGAAUACGACUCUUCGGAUACAUCAAGCGACUACGGCGUCUCGGAGCAUAUUAACCUGGAGAGGGUGCAUGAUGUGCAAUUUCGGACGUGCUCCUGGCAGAAGACGGCUGGACUUCUGUUCUCAGAAUAUAUAUCUCUGGCUGUAUUAACAUUUCCAUGGGCGUUUUCUAUCGUUGGCAUCGUCCCAGGAGUGAUAAUGACCGUCAUCUGUGCCGCCAGUGUCCAGUAUACAUCUCUGAUAUUGUGGCGCCUCUGCUUGAAGCACCCAGAGAUCAGAGACGGCUGCGACGUAGCCUUGGUGAUCUUUGGAGGAUCCAGGUUUGCGUAUCACUUCACAUCCGUCAUGUUCAUCUUGUGUAACGUGUUCAUACAAGCAAUCCACUGCUUAAUCGGCGCAGAACUCUUGAAUACCCUGUCCGGGUCCUCUGCGUGUACCGUUGCUUUUUCUGCCAUCACCGCCGCUGUCUGUUUCGUCUUCAGCCUCCCGCGGACUUUGGACCAACUGAGCUGGUUUGGGAUAUUCAGCGCUAUGAUGAUGACUAUCGCCGGUUUGCUUGUUGUCGUCUUUUCUGCAACACAGGACCAGCCAGUCGGAUUCACUGGUGAAGCCCCUACCGUCACAUUGUGGCCACUUUCGGGAACGACGUAUGUUUAUGCGAUGUCAGCCUUCCUCAAUAUCAGCUACGCUCUUGUUGGGCAGAUUACUCUGCCUACCUUCAUAGCGGAAAUGGAAAACCCUAACGAUUUUCCGAAAGCACUCUGGGCCUGUACGAUCUCCGAAGUCGUGCUCUUCUCCCUUACAGGCAUCAUAGUUUACAACUACACCGGGAACCAGUACAUUGUUUCGCCUGCGUUAGGCUCUCUUCAGCCCGCCUUCAAGAAGAUCGCCUUUUGCUUUACGAUCCCGACGAUCAUAUACAUUGGUGCUUUGUAUUCGUCAGUCACGGCUCGCUUCGUGUUUUUCCGCAUUUUUCAUGAUUCAGAGCAUAAACAUGCCAACACAGUACAAGCUUGGACGACGUGGACGGGUAUCAUUGCCGUUACCUGGAUCAUCGCGUUCGUCAUCGCAGAAGCGAUACCCUUCUUCUCUGACCUACUCAGUCUCAUGAGCUCGCUCUUCGGUGAGUUCAUAUUUUGGGGCAUGUCAUACCUUGUUCUCUAUCCGAGAGGUUCAAGAUGGUCAAGCCCACUUCGCAAGGCUGAAACUAUGUUGAAUUAUUUCCUUAUCGUCUUCGGGUUUUACAUCACCGGUGCAGGAACAUAUGUCUCGGUCUUGUCUAUCGUCGAAAAGUACAAAGCAGGAGACGUCGGCAAGCCGUUCACCUGCAAAUCGAACGCGCUGUGA
This is a messenger RNA of Stereum hirsutum FP-91666 SS1, 1434 nucleotides long. RefSeq lists its product as uncharacterized. The transcript has 10 exons. Gene Ontology annotation, molecular function: amino acid transmembrane transporter activity. The record is from RefSeq and is a predicted model, not a curated record. Gene Ontology annotation, biological process: amino acid transmembrane transport. Bases 1 to 1434 code for a protein of 477 amino acids. Gene Ontology annotation, cellular component: vacuolar membrane. Lineage: Eukaryota; Fungi; Basidiomycota; Agaricomycetes; Russulales; Stereaceae.